Messenger RNA from Xenia sp. Carnegie-2017, 503 nucleotides. Its product is annotated as splicing factor 3A subunit 3-like. The coding region runs from base 180 to 491 and encodes 103 amino acids. Lineage: Eukaryota; Metazoa; Cnidaria; Anthozoa; Malacalcyonacea; Xeniidae. The record is from RefSeq and is a predicted model, not a curated record. The transcript has 4 exons.
CUUUGUGUCGAUUUGUGUUAUGAAAUUUUAUACAAGAAACAUAUUGUACUUAUAGCGAUUAUUAUGUCAAGGCUUUUGCCGCUGACCAGGAAGUUAAUAGGCGCGUCCCCGAUCAUCGCCCGGGCUAUAGCAUUCCCCAUUUUUUACACAAUUCACUGAGGUAAAUUUAAAAAUUGAGUAUGGAGACGAUAAUAGAGAGGCAACGAAGGCAGCACGAAGAAUGCGAGAGGCUCGAAGAUGCGAUAACCGAAGAAUUUUUACUGAAGAAACAGACGCCAAAAGACCAAAUCAAUUCAGAUCACAGAGCCAGGGAUCUAUUAGAGAGAUAUCUCUCUUCUACUAGCUCGUUGCUGACAUUGUAUAAUGAUAAUGAUGGGAUGAGGAAAGAAGAAAUAUCUGCUUUAUCUGGGCCCAAUGAGUUUGCUGAAUUCUACAGCAGAUUACGAGUUAUCAAAGACUAUCACAGAAAGUAUCCAAAUGAGGUGAUAUGAUUUAGAAUGAAU